ACUGAGCAUCUGCUCUCUGUCGUGGGAGUAGUUGUUUUCACAGGAGCAAUGACAGAAACCGUAGAAGGACUUCUUGGAAAAACUGCUGGCUGUCCGUGAAAUGUUGGUUUCCAGCCACAACCUUACAGUUGUGUAAAUGGGAAAACAGAAGAGGAGCUGCUCUACAUUUCUCAGGUUUUCACCUCGCAGACAAAUCGGCGCGUGCAGAGCAGCGAGUGGCAACUAAGAAGGAACUUCGGCCUGUCACUGCAACAUCUGCCUCUUUCCUUCAGCUGAGAAAGAUACUAGAAAGUUCACUAGCGACCUCCAAGUUCACAGCAGUAAGGGUUGGAAGCUGCUGUACUUAGCAGACUUGGCCUGCUAAUUGAUUUCACAGUAGGUGAUGCACUACCUGAAGAAAUCUGGCAUUGGAGACAGGUUGCUAUGGUGAACAGCAGAAUGGAGGUGCCCACGGCGGCAGUGAUGGGCAGCGGUGGUGGGACAGCGGGUAGGUCGUGCGCAGGAUGUGGAGGUCGAAUCGCAGACCGCUUCCUGCUGUUCUCCAUGGAACGGUACUGGCACACGCGUUGCCUCAAGUGCUCCUGUUGCCAUGCUCAGUUGGGCGAGUACAGCACCACCUGCUACAGCAAAGGAGGCAUGAUCCUCUGUAAGAAUGACUACAUCAGGCUCUUUGGACACAGUGGUGCCUGCAGUGCUUGUGGACAGUCUAUACCUGCCAGUGAGAUGGUGAUGCGAGCACAAGGCAACGUUUAUCACCUUAAAUGUUUCACCUGUGCGACCUGUAGGAACCGCCUGGUCCCAGGUGACCGCUUUCACUACAUCAAUGGGGCUAUCUUCUGUGAACAUGAUCGGCCAGGAGGAGGACUGCUCACCGGACACCAAACUCCAUUGCAGGCCAAUAGUAUGAUGCCUGAUCAGAAGGUGUGCUGAGGGAAAGGAUGGGAAACUAACUGUGUGCCUUCUCCCCUCACUUUCUUCACACUGUCUCUUCUUCACACUUCUGCUCUUCCUACGAGUCGUGCCAUUGGUUGACCUCCCUCCAUGCUGAUGGACUUCUACAGUGGAUAUAUACACUCCUGCUACCGGUUUCAAUUUCUGAGAAGACUAUGAGGAAUCCUACCUGAACAAGUUCUGUGUUUUGUUAGAGGGUUGAGGAUCCUGAGGAUGACUGGAAUUUAUUGAUGUGGUAGACUAUUGUCUAUUGUAAACUAUGGCAGUAUUACUGAAAAGGACUAGCAUGGCUGACAGGGGAGAAAUGGAAGGCUUGUCAUGGAAUUAUCCCAUUUCAGUGUUUCAGAAAGAAACUGAAUCACCUUUCUCCAUGUACUCUUGACCAUUUUUGGUAGGAGUACAAAACUCCUGAAUGUCCUGAGUUGUGAUUCUAGACAUCUGAACACAAACAAAUCUACAUAUUGAUAUUGAAAAGGUGAUUUUGCUGUAAUUCUUUGCGAAAUAUUCAAACUCUCCAGAUUGUUUUGGGCUUUUUACUACAGUGGGUUGGGGGAUGUGAUAGUCACCUUCUGCUACCAACGCUUCUUUUGUCAGACUACAGUACAUACAGUAAUAAAGGACGAUACAAGUGUUUUUUCCCCCCGUUUAAAUCCAUUAACCAUAUAUUGUUUAUACUGUAAAUUCUCAAAUUGCAGCUGAGGCCUUUAUUUACCUCAAUGAUAGAGAGAGCAGGCCUUAAUUUGUGGUUUCCUCAGCUAAUGCAAACACAGCACCUCCUCCAUGUUAACUUUUGAUGGUGAUGGUAGUUUAGCCUUAAUCAGAAUUACAAUAAAAAAGAAAGAAAGAAAUUGCUGGGAUUAACUAGAGAAUGAAAUGAUGAUGAUUUUAUUUUUGUGAAUGAGAAACACAGAGGACUCAGUGGUGAGUAUGACAUGACUCUGUUGUUCUACUGAUGGAAUUAGGGCUUGUAGAAAUGUCCAUUUGGCUGAAUUUAUCAUGUGAGCCAUUGGUGUAGGCAACAGUUCUGCCCUCCCACAGUUUUUCAUUCAGCCUUUAUUUGUUUGUGGAGGCCGCUACUAUUUGAGACUUGGCUAUUGACCUUUAUACCAGAAUUUAUACUUGUUGGCCCUUAACAACAGAAGUUCCCAAAUCCCACCGUGUCUCCAGUUAUACAUUUUCAUUGGCGUCUUCAUCAUCUGUUUGUAUUUAUCCUGUUUCACGCCAUUCAGAUGAUAGAACGUCAUCAACAAGCCCACUAGCUUGGUGUGAAUACUCUGGUUUAAGCUGCUGUAUUCACAUAUUCACACAUGGGCUCACUCAGGCGUUACCCAAACUAUGUGCUGCAUGGGUAAAGUCCACUCAAUGUCCAGCUCAACAUUUGCAUUCACAUAUGCAGCUCUUCCAGCUAAUGUCUAGUUGCAGUACAUUUCUGAAAAGUUCUUAAGGGAUAUUGUUGGUCAUUUUCUAUGUUAACAGUAUUUUAAACACUCCCCAUAUAGAGA
Molecule: messenger RNA, 2453 nt
Organism: Monopterus albus (swamp eel)
Lineage: Eukaryota; Metazoa; Chordata; Actinopteri; Synbranchiformes; Synbranchidae
Gene: lmo4la
Product: LIM domain only 4a
Exons: 6
Coding region: 424-930 (168 amino acids)
Source: RefSeq, a predicted model, not a curated record